ACGCGGGUGUAGGGUUCAGGCCGUCCCAACUCCCAAGCCCCCAGUCCCCACGUUUAACAAAGUGCAACAGGGAGUUCAGCUGCAGGUUCAUCACCAUGGUUCUCAAAACUGAACUAUGCCGCUUUAGCGGUGCAAAGAUCUACCCUGGGAAGGGCAUCAGGUUUGUUCGUUCAGAUUCUCAGGUCUUCCUUUUUGCCAACUCAAAAUGCAAGAGGUAUUUUCACAACCGCUUGAAGCCGUCAAAGCUUACAUGGACUGCAAUGUACCGGAAACAACACAAGAAGGACACUACUACUGAAAUCUUGAAGAAAAGGCGCCGAACUACAAAGAAACCUUAUUCAAGGUCCAUAGUUGGUGCCACAUUGGAAGUUAUCCAAAAGAAGAGAACUGAGAAGCCAGAAGUCCGAGAUGCAGCACGUGAAGCUGCUCUGCGUGAAAUCAAGGAGAGAAUCAAGAAAACCAAGGAUGAAAAGAAGGCAAAGAAAGCAGAAGUUGCCAAAGCCCAGAAGUCUACAAAGGGUGGCUUGUCUAAGGGCGCUGCACCCAAGGGUCCUAAGCUUGGAGGAGGGGGUGGGAAAAGAUGAUCUUCUCUCUAGCACAUUUGGGUUGGAUGUUCGAACAAAUUAUACUCCGGCAGCUGUACCAUUGGUUAAUUGACCACAUGCAUUGGACUUCAUGUUUUGAGUGUUUGCACUUGGAAAAUUUUAAGUGGAUCUUUUUCGAGGAAACCAGUAUAUCUGCUUCUCUACAUUUCUGUUGAUUUAUGAUGAAAUAUUCACAUGUUAGAAAUCUGGAAAAAUAACAUGGCAUGUCUGUUAAUUUGGUAGGUAGAGUUAAUUUGAUAACUUGCCUUUGAGUGGGUAUAAUUGGAUUACCUAAUGAUAAAGUAGCAUUCCUGUUGUUAUGGA
Coffea arabica (coffee) is the source of this 908-nucleotide messenger RNA. NCBI's taxonomy places the organism in Eukaryota, Viridiplantae, Streptophyta, Magnoliopsida, Gentianales, Rubiaceae. The record is from RefSeq and is a predicted model, not a curated record.